AUGAAUCCCGACGACUACGAUUUGAGUACAUCGGAUGGCUGCAGACGGGCCUUGACUCGAGCCUUGUUCGAUGCCGUUAAUGAAGCCAAGGCGGAAUGCUUGGCACAAAUGCAGCGGGAGCAGGCGGCGGCGGAGGCGCGGGUCCCUCGCCCGAUACGACGUCGGACGUUUGUCCCCCGCGAGCACAACGUAGCGCACGAACGUCUGUUCGCAGAUUAUUUUGUCGAGAAUCCAAGGUGGGGCCCGAAUGUUUUUCACCGCCGUUUUAGAAUGAGCCGAGAUCUUUUUCUCCGCAUUGUACACACGUUGGAGGGCCGUGAUGAGUACUUCCAGUAUCGGGAAGACGGGAUCGGUAGACCCGGACUUACGCCGUUGCAAAAGUGCACGGUUGCGAUCCGCCAGUUGGCCUACGGCACAACAGCGGAUAUGUUCGACGAGUACCUUCACGUCGGGGAUACAACUGGUCGCGGAUGUCUCAAGACUUUUUGUAAGUUAGUUGUGGAGGCUUUUGGCGACACAUAUUUGCGACGCCCGACUGCUGACGAUUGCCAGAGCCUGAUGCGGAUGCAUGAGACGGUGCACGGCUUCCCUGGGAUGCUAGGGAGCAUCGACUAUAUGCACGGCAGUGGAAGAACUGCCCGACGGCCUGGAGAGACGAUCAGCUGCCCAAUUGGUGAGAGGAGAGUCUUGUUUGCGGCAAAGCAGGAGUCCGCGCGGAAGGAUGUGGAGCGGGCUUUUGGGGUGCUCCAAUCGCGGUGGGCAAUCGUGAAAGGUCCGGCGCGUUUCUGGUACAAGGACGUCAUCGCCGACGUCAUGUAUGUGUGCAUCAUCAUGCAUAACAUGAUAGUCGAACAAGAACGUGGCCAUGUCACCAAUUGGGUGGAUGAUGAAGCCGGAUCUAGCUCCAGCACGGCGACCUCGCUAGUCACUCGAGGAUUACCGACUGGCUUCGGUGUGGUUCUAUAG
Messenger RNA from Salvia hispanica, 966 nucleotides. The record is from RefSeq and is a predicted model, not a curated record. NCBI's taxonomy places the organism in Eukaryota, Viridiplantae, Streptophyta, Magnoliopsida, Lamiales, Lamiaceae.